AAAUAAAAAUCAGAAUGAAAAAUUGAAACAAAUAAAAUGGGUUGACAUGACUUUGUACAUGGAACAACAGUGCAUCUUCCUUUGAAUUUCCCAUGAGGUUCUUCCAGUGCAGUGCUUCCGCUAUGCAUAAUAACCAUGGCUACAUCAUCCAAAAAUUCAAUUACUUUACCCAAAAACUGUCUGAGCAUUGCAGCAUCAUCAUAUACAAAACAAGGUUAAAGAGCAUCUUCAUUUAGAGCUUUGAUCCAUAUUCAUGAUGGGAGCUGAAAAAGCAUUAUUCUCCAGGCCUAGAUGCUCUUAUCAUGUCUACUUGAGUUAUAGAGGCAAAGAGAUCAUCAUGAACUUUAUCAAUCUCCUACACACAGCAUUGACUGAUGUAGGUAUUCAAACAUUCAAGAAACAUAGUGAAGCUAGAAAAAUAAAGAUUGUUGGAUCAGAAUUGCAAAAGGCAGUCAAGGAAUCGAGGAUUUCAAUAAUUGUAUUCUCGAAAGAUUAUGCAUAUUCUAGAAGGUGCCUAGAUGAACUUGUGAACAUCCUUGAAAGGAAGCAAACUGCUGGUCAUAUGAUUCUACCUGUGUUCUAUCGUGUAGAUCCAUCCCAUGUCAGAAAGCAGACAGGGUCUUACGCGGAAGCAUUUCAUAAGUACGAAGAGCAGACGAUGGUGGAAACUGUUGAAAGAAAAACUGAACACAUAGCAAAGGUAAAGAUAUGGAAAGCAUCUCUCAAGGAGGUUGCAAAUAUGGCAGGGAUAGUUCUAGAAGAUGGGGAUGAGCUGAAGUUUAUUCAAGAAAUUGUUGAGGAUAUUUGGGGUAAGCUGUCUCGCAAAGUUUUGAGUUUUGCCCCAUAUCCAGUUGGAAUAUAUCCCCGUGUAAAAGAGAUUAGUUUCUGGUUACAAGAUAGCUCGACUAAUUCUCGUACACUGAUGAUUUAUGGAGAACCCGGAAUAGGGAAAACAACCAUUGCCAAAGCUCUUUUUAACCUACAUUGUGACAGAUUUCAAUGCAGCAGUUUUCUUGCAGAUAUUCGAGAAAUUGCAAAAGAAAGCUGUGGUCUGAUUAGCCUACAGAAAAACCUUCUUUCAGAUCUUUUGAAAGAGGAUAAGAUUGAUCUAAGUGAUAUUGAUAGAGGAGCUUCCAUGAUCAAAGAAUGUUUAGUCCACAAAAAGUUUCUUCUUGUUCUUGAUGAUGUUGAUGAUUUGAACCAACUGAAAGGAAUACUUGAUUCAAGAGAUUGGAUUCCUCCAGGGAGUAAAGUGAUUUUAACAACUACAAAUGAACGCUUGCUAAACCCUCAUGAUGCUUGUGUGAUGUAUGAAAACAAGAAGCUGGACAAUCACGAGGCGCUUCAGCUCUUCAGCUUGCAUACUUUUGGUCAGGACCAUCCCGUCAAGGAGUACAUGAAGCAAUCCAAGCAGAUAGUCAAACAUUGUCGAGGGGUUCCUUUAGCUCUUCAGGUUCUAGCCUCUUCGCUACGUGGUGGAAGUAUAGAUAUGUGGGAAGAUGCAAUAAAGAAACUAGAAAGAUAUUCUGAAUGCCAUAACCAUAAAUUCCUUGAACUAAGCUAUGAAGCUUUGCCAGAUGAUCAUGAUAAAAAUGUAUUUCUUGAUAUUGCUUGCUUCUUUGUCGGGAAGGACAAAGACUAUACAAUCAAAGUUCUUGAUGAUUGUGGUUUCCAUGCUACUGCUGAAAUACAGAAUCUCAGUGAUAGAUAUCUCCUGACAGUGACUCCUGACAACAAGCUAAUGAUGCAUCAGUUACUACAGGAAAUGGGUAAAGAGGUCAUCUGCCGAGAAUCACCCAUAGAACCUGGUAAACGCAGCAGAAUCUGGCAUCACAAGGAUGCCCCGAAUAUAUUGCAGGAAGACACUGUUACAGAAUCUAUUGAAGGGCUUGUUCUUAAAAUGCGUGGAUCAGAUGAAAGCAAACCAGAGAGACACGAAAGUAUAUCGAAACGACCAUACUUUGAUGAUUCACAGAGUACUUCAACAUUGACUCUCAAGAAAAAAUCAUCAAAGAGGCUUUGCCUAGGCUUUUUCUCUUGGCGUCAGGGGAAUUCUGUUUCAACAAGAUCACAGACUGUACAAACUGAAGCUGGAAUGAGUGCUAAAGCAUUUUCUAAAAUGCAAGAAUUGAGAUAUCUUGAGCUGGAGAAUGUCCAGCUUUCUGGCACCUUUGAAGGAUUUCCAAAGAAAUUAAGAUGGAUGUGCUGGUAUGGAUUCCAAUUAACAUCCUUCCCUAGUGGUUUCCCUCAUGAAAAUCUUGUAGUUCUUGAAAUGAGAAAUAGCAACUUGCACCAAACCUGGGAGGGAGCAAAGUCUCUACGAUCAUUGAAGAUACUUGAUCUUGGUCAGUCACAUUGUCUCAUGAAGACCCCUGACUUCUCUGGACUGCCGAAUCUAGAAAGAGUGAUUCUUGAAGAUUGCAUAAGUUUGGUUAAGGUCCACGAGUCCAUUGGAAGACUCCAUAAACUUCUUGUCUUAAAUCUAAAUGGAUGCGUGAGCCUUAGAAAGCUUCCGAGGAAAAUUGGGGAAAUCAAAUCCUUAGAAGAACUAACACUCUGUGGGUGCUCGAAGCUGGAGUUUUCCACAAUAGUGAGAAAUAGUAAAUUUUUGCAAGUUCUUCCAUGGAAUGUGACUAACAGAGAUCAAUUUGCCUCUAAGGCUGAAAAACCAAUAAGCAGCUACUCUCUGCCUGCUAAAUCAGUCUAUUCAAUCUUCUGGUCUCGGAUGUCAACGUGGCCAAAGUCAGCAGGUUCAAUGUCGGAGGUCUUUCAAAUCAACUUACAAAGUUUGGAUAUUUCACAUUGCAAUCUGAUUGACGCUAUUAUUCCCUAUGAUCUUUCAGUCCUGUCCUCUUUAAAAUACCUGAGUUUAAGAGGAAAUCCUAUUUCUACCCUGCCAGAGAGCCUGAAGAGCCUGACUAUGCUGCAGUCCCUUCAGUUAGCUGACUGCACAAAGCUCCAGUGGAUCCCUGAGCUUCCGUUGAGUUUACAAAUAUUGAAUGCUCGUAACUGCAGAUCACUGAGCAGAGUAACAAACUUACCCAACUUCAUGAGGUCACUUGACUUGCUCUUAGAGAAUUGUGAAAAACUGGUCGAGGUUCAAGGAGUAUUCAAGCUAGAUCCUGUUGAAGACAUUGAUGAUAUCCUCGAUCUGUCUUGUCUAGAUAAUUUGGAGGCCAGAGCAGUAGAUGUGGAACUUUGCAACUACCUGACGUCCACGAAAAGCAAAGGUCCAGUACAGGGACUGUACGAAUUUGGAAUACACAACAUGUUUGUUUCUGGAGGCAAGGUUCCUACCAAGUUCAAUGCUAUAAACACAGGGAACUCAAUAGCUUUUACUGUGCCUCAACUUCCUAACAUCAAGAUCCAAGGAUUUGAGAUAUGCAUUGCUUAUGCAGAAUAUUACGAAGAAUGUUUCAGUGAAAGGCAGUUCAUGAAAGUGAGCAAUAAGACCAAGGGAAUCAAAUGGAUUUAUGGUCCAACAGUCUUUGGGACUGCAGGUCCUGGUAAUCCAAUGCUAUGGUUUAGUCACUGGAUGUUUGGAGAUCGGCUAGAAAGCGGAGAUCAAGUUGUUGUUUCAUUAAGCAUGAGUUGCUUGGUUAGGGAAUUCGGUGUCCAUCUUGUAUUCAGUGAACAGAGGGAGGAAGACACCCUAUCUGAGAUUGCAAAGGAGGGAGGACGUCAUCGUCCCUGCUAUUCACUUCAACAUGCAAUUGGAGGAGAUUUGUCUCCUUAUGAGCUAAGCUCAGGUGUCUAUCACCUCUCCAUUUAUUCUUGAAUUUUGAUGCAAUUAUUGAAAAAUUUAGGCUCUAAAUUCCCUGUCACCAAUUCACCCUUCAGUGUAAAUGCUGGGAUUAUCAAUCUUUUGGUUCAUAGAAGCCAGUUUCCAGUCUCUGGUUAAAUAGAGAAAGCGGAGUUGGAGAUUUGCUAUAUUAUAUACUUAUUGGAUAAGAUUAAAAUCUCAUCAAUAUAACUUUUGAUCUCUUUUUUAA
This is a messenger RNA of Capsicum annuum, 3992 nucleotides long. Its product is annotated as disease resistance protein RPV1. The coding region runs from base 254 to 3778 and encodes 1174 amino acids. The record is from RefSeq and is a predicted model, not a curated record. Gene Ontology annotation, molecular function: ATP hydrolysis activity; ADP binding; protein binding. Lineage: Eukaryota; Viridiplantae; Streptophyta; Magnoliopsida; Solanales; Solanaceae. Gene Ontology annotation, biological process: defense response; signal transduction. The transcript is spliced from 5 exons.